Messenger RNA from Lotus japonicus, 1982 nucleotides. RefSeq lists its product as uncharacterized. The transcript is spliced from 8 exons. Gene Ontology annotation, molecular function: structural constituent of ribosome; RNA binding. NCBI's taxonomy places the organism in Eukaryota, Viridiplantae, Streptophyta, Magnoliopsida, Fabales, Fabaceae. Gene Ontology annotation, cellular component: ribosome; mitochondrial small ribosomal subunit. Gene Ontology annotation, biological process: translation. The record is from RefSeq and is a predicted model, not a curated record. The coding region runs from base 230 to 1732 and encodes 500 amino acids.
UCGUUUGUUGCAUCAGUAAAGAGUCUCUGAUUCUCUAUGCACUUGCUUGCUGCUUGCCUUCCGCCGCCGCAUACAGCUGCCUACCGCCGUCUCGGCAGGUCCCCGCCACAAGACGCAGUUCACACACUCCGUCGUUCGAUCCACUCCUCUAGUUCUCGCCACCGGCCGCCACACAACGUCUCUGUCCCGUCGGCGUCUCGUCGAGAGACGGAGAGAGCUUUCGGUCUGAAUGGGUUAUCUUCGAUACGGUGGACAGACUUUUAGGCAGAUAUUAAGAUGUAAAAGUGCCGGCAAUGUGGUCCGAAACUCCGUGAGGUCGCAACUGGGGUGUGAAGGCGCUGCGUUAUCGUGGUACUACUCCCCUUUUGCGAGGAAGACUCUUUAUUCGACGUCUUCCGAUGCCAGGAUAGUGCAGGACCUUCUAGCUCAGGUGGAGAAGGAUAGGCUUAGAGAGAAAAAUGAGAGAAUGAGGGCUGGCUUGGACACUGCUGACAUUGAUGCUGAGUGUGAAGAGGACUACAUGGGUGUUGGCCCUCUCAUUGAGAAGCUUGAAAAGGAGAAGCUCAAGGAGUGUCCUGAAUUGAUGCGCUAUGAAGAGCCAACUGACUCUGAUAGCGAUGAAGAUGAGUAUGAGACCAGCCAGAAGAAGUUUGAUGAUUUUGAGAGGAAGUUCAAGAGGCACCAAGAUUUGCUUAAGAACUUCACUGACGCUGACACACUCGAUGAUGCUUUCAAGUGGAUGAACAGAAUUGACAAGUUUGAGAACAGGCAUUUCAGGCUCCGUCCUGAAUACAGGGUUAUUGGGGAGCUCAUGAAUCGUCUCAAAGUAGUAACUGACCAGAAGGAUAAGUUCAUCCUGCAGAACAAGCUUAAUAGGGCCUUGAGAUUGGUGCAGUGGAAGGAGGCUUUUGAUCCUGAUAACCCUGACAAUUAUGGUGUCAUUCAACAUGAACAGUUGGGACCUACUGCAGAUGCCCUGCAACAUGCUGGCUUUGAAAAGGAGAAGCAAACCAUACAAGGAGAAGGAGAUGCUGCUGACGACGAUGAUGAACAAGAGUUUGAUGACAUGAAAGAAAAAGACAACAUUAUACUGGCUAAACUUGAUGCGAUUGACAAGAAACUUGAGGAGAAACUAGCAGAACUUGAGUAUACAUUUGGAAAGAAGGGAAAGGUUCUCGAAGAAGAGAUCAGAGAUCUUGCAGAGGAGAGAAAUGAGUUAACCGAGAAGAAAAGAAGGCCUCUUUACCGGAAGGGUUUUGAUGUAAAGUUGAUAAAUGUGAACCGAACUUGUAAAGUCACAAAGGGUGGACAAGUCGUUAAGUACACUGCUAUGCUGGCUUGUGGCAACUAUAAUGGAGUUGUCGGUUUUGCAAAAGCCAAAGGCCCUGCAGUUCCAGUUGCCCUCCAGAAGGCAUAUGAGAAGUGCUUUCAGAAUUUGCAUUUUGUUGAGCGUCAUGAGGAGCAUACAAUUGCACAUGCAAUACAAACCUCUUAUAAAAAGACCAAGGUGUAUCUCUGGCCUGCCCCCACUGCAACUGGCAUGAAAGCUGGCAGAAUAGUCCAAACCAUACUGCAUUUAGCUGGUUUUAAGAAUGUCAAGUCGAAGGUUGUUGGUUCCAGAAACCCUCAUAACACGGUUAAGGCUGUCUUCAAAGCGCUUAAUGCGAUUGAAACGCCAAGGGAUGUCCAAGAGAAGUUUGGCCGGACUGUGGUUGAGAAGUAUCUUUUGUAGUGGACAUGGAGAUGUGAUGAGUUCAGUGCUUUUUGUUAUCUUCCAUGAAAUAUCUUUUUGUCCUCCUUUCAUGUGUACUUACCAGAAAGAAUCAGAAGACAGUGAACCUUAGGUAUGGAAUUUUGUCUGUAUUUAACUUUUCUUUCAUAAACACAAAAGGAUCAAUAAUUUAGGAAGGGUCCUUUUGCUUUUAUGUUUGUAUUCUUUUGCGAGGCAUUCUUCCCGCAAUUAUUUUAGCCGCUUUCCAUUA